Paraglomus brasilianum is the source of this 7749-nucleotide messenger RNA. NCBI's taxonomy places the organism in Eukaryota, Fungi, Glomeromycota, Glomeromycetes, Paraglomerales, Paraglomeraceae. The record is from the annotation of a GenBank genome assembly.
AUGAGUAAGAUGACCGAUGGGAAAUCAAUACAUGCGCUAAUAAAUAGAAUAGGAUCCAAGUUACCAUGUAAUAGCGGCAAGACAUUAGAUGCAUUAGAGCAAGAUCCAUUAAUACAGCAAAAUGUUAAUUCGUUGGUAGAAUUAUCCAGAUUUAAAUUACCGAUUAUUGCUGAGCAGUUAUCUCGCUUAUUAGACACUAUAUCAAAGCCUUCAUCAAUGGUGCUCGAAGAGUUUGUACCAAUGGAAAUACUUCAGUCUCAACUCUUUCUUCUAAAAAUAUUGUCCGCUUCUAUGACACAUCACUGGAAAUGCUAUCGUAAUUCACAGAAAGAAGUAAACAAAAUUAAUGAUCAACAACAGUCAGUUGACCCGGCUAAUGCUGUCAAUAACGGUCCAUAUAAACUUCCUCGCUCGUGGGAUGACCCUCCUCCGCUCGACGAUACGCUUGCAAAAUUAAUAUUGGGCGUGUUAGUAAGGUUUCUCCAUCAGAUGGCAUCGCAAGAGGAAAAUGUCGUAGCUGGUGCGCCUCCCGCUGCAACUGGCGGUAUCAACAAUAACAAUAAUCAAAUUGGCACUUAUGAAAUAAUCUGUGAGAUAUUCAAGAACGCGGGUAGAGUUAUUUUUUAUCUAUCUGCUUCUAAUUGGGGAGUAAUAUUUGCAAGAGUAAAACAGAGGAUUAUACAUCUAACCACAACAAACGACGAGUGGCCCGAGACUGCCGAACUGAAACUAUUAGAGGUGUCUGACCUCAAUUCUAAUCGAUUAUCACAAGUCCUACAAGAACUAUGCAAUUCAUUUAUACACUUGAAACAAUCGGCUCAGACUGUAAUGGCUUUUGUUCUUCGUAAAGCAAUCUGGAACUGGAUCGAGGUCUUUCCCGCGGAAUUUGUCACGCUCUGUCAAUCGCGAGGCCGCAUGGGGGGAGGACCAGAGCUUCUUUUCGAUACCUGCUGCGGUCUCGCCGAAACGGCGCGGCGACGAACCGUAAUUUGGCCCCUUCAAACAAUGCUGCUUAUAUUAUGUCCAGACAUCUUGGCAGAAGCUACUUCGAUAAGUGAUGUUGGACAAGCGGGUAACAGGAAACAAGUGUAUCUGGAUGCAUUAAAGAGGGCUCUCAGAGGAGCACGCAUGGCCGACAUUGCUGCAGUAUGCUAUGUAGAUUUUUGCAAAGCCGCAACAUAUGUAUCACAGAAUGAAAACUUGGCAUUGAGGCAGAUGGUACCCGAAAUUGAAAAUGAGCUUAGGGAUAAAUUAUUCGACCCAAGAAGACCAUUCAUGACGGAACAGCAAAUCGACCAGCGAUUAAUGACAGAUUGCUUGACUGCAUUGUUUAGGUUGAAUCCAACAAAGACAUUAAAUACCAUUAUUCCAAUUUGCUUACGGCCAACAGCACCACCGGCUUUCAGACUCGUACUUGUAAAGAGCUGUUUUGCCAUUGCAUCUGAGGAAAACCGUCUUCCAUGGAAUCCAGCUAUCACAGCAAUGUAUUCGAUAAUCGCUUCGCCACUUCGUAAACUUUUCCAGGAAUAUAUAAUUCAACGCGAUCGGAGCCUUGGUAGUCGUAGAUUAAAACCGGACGAACUGAAAGAAGCAAACGAGAAAAAGGAAAUAAUUCUCAACAUCCUCAAACUAUAUCGCACUGAUCCAAUGCUAGCCAUAUUUAGCGGAGAGGCGGGCGAACAACCAGAGGAAAAUAGAGCAAUCAUAUACGGCAUCUCGUUAUGUUUCAAUGACACCAGUCUGGGAAUAAGAAUGACUGCCGCCGAGACUCUUUUAGCACUUCACAGCCCAGACUAUAUUGAAAAGUGGGGUCCACCGGAAAAUAGAAUGCAGAAUUUCUGGAACAUUAGUUCUCAAGUUAUGCUUGGAGUUGCUCGUCAACUACUGGAACCAAAAGAAGAAGGAACAAAAUAUAUGUUGGAAUUGCUCCUUCAACUCCUCACACGCCGCAACGAAUUCCUUAAAAUGCAUAAACAAGAAGCGACUAUUGGAAUUAAUGUUCCAGAGAGAAUUGCUAGUAAUGUAGCAAUAGAAAUUGCAUUGUUGGUACUAUUAUGUAGUGCAGACACGGAGAUUUGUUCGAUGGCUGUGGCGUGUUUCGGACAUCUCUGCACGGAAGCACAAUUAACUGAAGACUUGGAUUCUCCACAACAAAUAUCACAGUUAACUAUAAUAAAGAACAUUAAAGUAUAUAUGGAACUAUCGUCGUCGUCUUUUGUAAUAACUGGUCGCAUGGCACAACAAAAACGCAUCCGCCGUCUUCUUCGUAUUAUGACUAAUCACACGGCCGGUAACCUAGCCGCUUGGGAAGAAGCUUAUAAGCGUUGGCGAAAUCUUACCUUGCAGGUUGCACGACCUGCUGAUGAGUCGGUACCUGAAGCCGAAAGAAGGAGAAUAAUGGGCGUCAUCGCUAGACCAGCAGCAGCUCCCGUACGCGAUAUCACCGAGGCGGAAACAACUGAAUGGCACAACUAUACCGGAUUUUUGUCUGCUCUUGGUGGUGUAUGUGUGUUUGCGAGCCAAAGCAGUGCUGGAAGAAACGGGUUUCUAGCCCAACAGUCAGCAGAAUCCAACUAUCAGGCUUUGGCAGAAAAGUUUCUUUCAGAAAUGGUUGAUUUAUUGGUUUGCGACUCGGUGUACGUGAGGGAAAUAGUGAAAGAGACACUCGGCGCAGACCUAUCGCCCCGAUUAUAUACCAUUCUUUUUCAAUAUCUUGAAAAUAUAGUAAAAAAAUUCUUUGAUAGUAAUGGUCAAGCUUUGUGUACUGAUCGUCAUACGCUUUUUGUUGAGCAAGCAAUAUCAGUCUUAAAGUUGAUACUCGAUCGGGUACCCGAGGUGUCGGAGAAUUUAUAUGCUGUCGAUUUCGGUGGGCUGAUUCUGUCAUUUGCAAAUUAUCUACAUCGACUGGCAAAUGGACAUGUCGCGUUGAGAAUCAAGGUGAAAAUGUGUCAGUUGACUGAAGCUUUAAUGGCCAAAAAAGAUUACGUAACGCUCCGACAAGAAAUAACAAUGAGGAACAGAUUGCUCGAGAUUAUCACCGAGUGGACAUCGGAUUACAAUGCGAAAGGUGAUAGUAACAUUGGUGCCGACAAUGCUUUGAAUGCAAACGAGAGGUUACAGAGAGAUUUGGAUCAGGCCUGUUUGAAGACUAUAGUUGCUCUUCUCGCACAGUUACCCCUACAGCCACCAGAUGGAAUUCGCGAGGCUGAUUUGGGUAAAGGCAAAGCCACAAUGUUCUUUAGAUAUUUUACGUUCUUCAUUAAACUACUUAAUAGGUGUCGUGUCCUUGAGGCAAUUGACAGUGGCACGCACUCGGCCAGGAACAACCCUGACCUCCAAAUGUUGUUGACAAGAUCGAGAGAAUAUGUCAAAGAUCUUGGUCCUCUAAAAGACUAUACUAUACUUGCACUGAGCAAUCUCCUUUCUGCUAACGUUGAAUCUGGUCUACAGUAUUCCCUUCAAAUGGGAUACCAUGACGAUGCCAAAACAAGGUCGGCGUUUAUGGAAGUCCUAACCAACAUUCUGAAUCAAGGUGCCGAGUUUGAAGGGUUGGCGGAAAAUGCCAUCAAUGAUCGCUAUAACAAACUAGUCGAGUUGCUGACUGAAGACGACUUGAAUAUUGCCAUGUCGUUUGGUUCGGUGGCCACAGCCUCAGAAACUGACGAUAUAGCUCUUCUGUUGCUUACAGUCUUUGAGUCACGCGGCAAGGCAAUGGCAUUACUCAAGGCAUCACUAGAGAGAGAAGUGUUUCGUACAGAAAAUGAAUUUGAGCUGUUCAGACGUAAUAGUUUGUUCACCCGUCUUCUCAAUGCGCUCGCUAAAACCCACGGGAGCGAUUAUUUAAAAGAAACAAUACAGCCCGUCUUAUACGGCAUGUAUGACAUAUCAAACGACAUGUACUUUGAGUUAGAUCCCGACAAAGCUCAAACAAGCGGUAACGUCAACCAGAACGUUCAGAACACCAAGCAAAUGGCACAGCAAUUUUUGGAUGCUAUUUGUUCAUCAAUCGACAGAGCCCCAUUGUCGUUCCGCGAAGUCUGUUAUUACAUUGCUAAUACUGUAAAAGAACGUUUCCCCGAGUCUAGGCUGACUGCAGUUGGUGGAUUCAUCUUUCUCAGAUUCUUUUGUCCAGUAAUUGUAUACCCAGAAAAUGGGGGUCUGAUGCCACCACCAAGCCCAAAUACACGCCGUGGUCUGCUUGGCAUUACAAAGAUCAUCCAGAACUUGGCCAACAAUGUUCUCUUUGGCGCUAAAGAACCGUACAUGGUCUCUUUGAAUGAAUUUUUGUCUUCAAAUAUCGAACAAAUCACAAAAUUCCUGAUCACUAUGUCUACACUGCCGACCGACUUUCUAGAGCGAAAACCGAAAGAAGGCAUUACACCUCUCGAUGAUGCUGACCGCAAAUUGCUCCACAAACAUCUAUGUGAGAGUCUUGAACGUAUGGGCAGAGAUCUGGUGCCGCGCCGUACGAGAUACAAUCCCAACGGGCUUAGCGAAUUAGAACAAAUUCAAGCUCACAGAAAAUCGUUUAACAAAUUGUCUACUCUUCUUGCCCUCCUUGGACCCGCACCUGAAACUCCGAGACGUGAAAAUGCACAUGUGAAUGUACAUCGCUUUGAGGCCAAUAACAAGCUAUACACGGAAUUUAUGCAACGGAAUGCACACAGGGAUAUAGAAGCCAUUAGCCGCAAGGCAUUAUUCUAUGAAGGAGCACGUUCAAAGGACAGGCGACCGGUAUUCUACUUUAUUGCGAGACGGUUGCAGGCAGAGCUUAUUGAUAUAGAAUUAUUAAUGUACUAUAUAUUUCACGUAAUGGAAGCGUCUAUGAACAAACCGUUUGAAUUGCUGGUCGAUCUCACCCAGUUUACUCAUGCAAACGAAGUUCAGAUACAAUGGAUGCAGACCUUUGCACAGACACUGCCGUAUGAGGCUACUGACAACAUGGCUGUACUCUAUUUGUAUAAUGUGAACACAGCAUUUAAAAAGUUCUCCAAGAAGCUGUCCCGACUUUUGUCGAAUAAAAUAGGGAAGAAGACUAUAUGUUUGAACAAUUUGAGCGAACUUCACGAACAUAUUGCUCACGGUGACGUAAGACUUCCUAAAUCAACAAUCGCCUUGGAUAGUGAGCAAAGUGUCACAUACAUGCCAGUGACAAAGAAUUCUCCUUAUAGAACCCAAACUCCAGUAAUAAUAAGAAUAAAUAGUGAAACUGUCCAAGUCAUAACUACUCGCAAACAAGAUCUUUUCUACGGACUCAGUUGUAAUCUCAAUGAUGUCUAUCAUAUCAGUGAUAUAGAUGAAAUAUCACUCUCAAACCACAAGGGUGAUGAUAAUGAAUUUGUUAUCAAGCACGAUCGAGGACAGUCUUCUUUUACAUUUGUAAGUCCAAAGCGCGACCUCAUAAUGCAAGCUAUGCGCGAAGUCAAGGCACGCUUCCAGAUGGCUAGACCAUCUACAUUGUCUGACAGAGCCAUCAGACCGAGUGAUGUCCCUGGAAAAUUACUAAAUAUGGCGUUACUUAAUAUUGGGAGUGACGACCACUGUUUAAGGCUGGCCGCGUACAAUUUACUGGUUGCACUUUGUCUUACAUUUAAUUUUGAUGUUGGAAACCAAUUACUGAGUGCCAAAGGUCUAUGUAUACCUGCGAACAAUACGACAUUUGUGGUUUCGCUUAGUGAAAAACUUGCCGCAUCAGAGCCACACUUGACUUUAGAGUUUUUAACCGAGUUCUUUGAUGGAUUUAGAAAGUCAAGUACUCAACUUAAACACUUGUGUCUACAGUACAUGGCCCCCUGGUUGAAGAAUCUCGAACUUUAUAGUAGAAAUUCAGCAGACAAUCAACAACAUUUGCAAAGGACUCGUGAGAUAUUAAAAUCAUUGAUUGAAUUGACAACCAAAGAGACCAAUAUGUACACAACUAUCCAGAUGCAAGUAUGGGCAACCCUUGGCAAAGUCGAUGGGAUCACAAGUCUGAUAAUUGACGAAUUCGUUCGCUAUGCAGUCGAGCAUGGAAUCAGCUCACCACAAGCCGAAACUGUGGCGAAUACAAUCGUCACGCUCUCAUCAACAAAUGUGCGCGGGAAAAUCAUUGCUCGUUUGCGAAAGAUUAUUUCCAAACCAUCGCCAACGAAAAGCCGCUCAAUCGUAGACAAUCCAUUAUGGACAGAAAUAGCAGUUCUAGUGCGCUUUAAUCUCAUGCUUUCCUUCAACAACCGUGCCCACGUGGCAAUAUACCUCCCUGAGCUCUUUUACAUUGUCUCUCUUCUCGUGGCGACUGGACCACACCUCAUCAGAGCAUCAAUUCACGGUCUUGUCAUUAACCUUAUCCAAUCGUUGUGUACUCAGAACCAGAUUGAACCCGAUAAAUUGAGCAAACUUACGAUACGAUUAACAGAGUUCUCUGAGCCCAAAUCUUUGUUAUUAUUCGGACUCAACACAGUAGCUGGUAGUGCGUUUGCUGUGUCCGAAGCUGCGACGAGUGAUGUCAGUGAGAUUAUGCCUUUGAGUUCAUUGGAGAGUAUUGUACAUUCAUUACUGGAGGUGAUGGUUUGGGGAGCAAGUAGUGUUGAUGUCUCAAACACAUGGAGAGCACGCUGGGUAGGCCUCGUGGCCAGUACAGCCUUCCAAGUUAAUCCAGCCAUCCAACCGCGCGCAUUUGUUACUCUCGGUUGUCUAGCACGCGAAGAAGUUGACGACGACCUGCUAUAUCAAAUUCUAGUCGCUCUACGCGGUGCCUUGUUCGCGUUCAGUGAGAACGAUUGCAGUCUCAUUAUCAGCAUCAUUAUGUGCCUUACGAAUAUCGUUGAAAAUCUACCACGAGAAUCCAGAUACUUCCGACCAAUGUUUUGGCUUGCUAUGGCGCUUGUACAGAUUGGUCAUAUUCCUGUAUUUCCCAGUGCGAUCAGGUUCCUUCAAGUUUUACUUCGUGCCAUGGAUACGAAAGGGUUCUUUGCUGACGAAAGCAUUGCAAAAGUGUUGUUGAGAGAACGCGUCCCGCUAGCCGAGGUUGCUGUUGAGAUGGAUACAGAGGCCGGUAUUAAUUACGAACAUUUUUCAUUUGCCGUUGCUGCCACUUUGCUCAAGGGUCUUAAACAUCCUGGUACGAGAGCGGAAACUCAGGCGGUGCUAAUGUCUUUCCUUGAAAUUGCGUCGAAAGGCGUCAAUGGCAACGGAGAGACUCACAUAAUUAAUUGUAGCAUGCUUGGAUAUCUUGCAGCAUUGCUUCCGGUGUCGGCCAAGAAUGCAGAAAUGAAAGAAUUACUUUGGGUGUGUGGGAUGUUUGAUCUAGAAAUAGACAAUGCCGAACUUGCGACAAAUUAUUACAAGAUAUUCGACAAACUGGAAAUACCAGACAACCAAACAGCACUAUUAUUAGUUUCGUUAAUGGUCGCUAUUCUUCAAAACGCUGAAAACGAACCAGAAAGACUGUUUCUUUAUGGUUUUCUCGCAGAAGCUGCCAAUUCAAUACCCCAAGUAUUCACUCUGGUGUACGAUAGUCUUCUUCCUAGGAUGAACCAGAUAAUGAGCACGUGUGACACUAUUCCAAUUCUUGAUGCUGUUCACAAUAUUCUUUAUACAGUAGUGGCUUCGCCGACGAUUACGCGUUCUCAGAGCAAUCACAUGCCUUUCCUUGAAGAAAUUGGAUUUAAACAUCUGAUGGACAGCGGGUCGUUUGCUGCUGUUACCAAAGAAAAGAUGAGACAAAACGCAAAAUUGGCAGCGCUGUUGGUUGACAGGAUUAUUGCUUGA